Plectropomus leopardus (leopard coralgrouper) is the source of this 2994-nucleotide messenger RNA. It is a transcript of the gene enpp1, whose product is annotated as ectonucleotide pyrophosphatase/phosphodiesterase 1. Gene Ontology annotation, cellular component: cell surface. NCBI's taxonomy places the organism in Eukaryota, Metazoa, Chordata, Actinopteri, Perciformes, Serranidae. Gene Ontology annotation, biological process: negative regulation of fat cell differentiation; regulation of bone mineralization; ATP metabolic process. The record is from RefSeq and is a predicted model, not a curated record. Gene Ontology annotation, molecular function: dinucleotide phosphatase activity; phosphodiesterase I activity; metal ion binding.
GUAUAUACUCCUCAGCCAGGGUGAAGCUCAGCCUGCCACUCAGUCCCUCCUGGAAAACACUGCCAGGAGUUUGCAGCGUUCAGCAGCAUGGACGUAACCAAAGGCGAGGACCGCUCGGCUGAACAGGCUGCGUCUUUGUUUGGGACACCAGAAGUGGAAAGUCAAAGGAGAAACACUGAGCGAGGAAAGAAGAGGAAAAACCACUGUAAAAUCAUCACUGCGGUUCUGCUGCUGCUUGUACUGGUGGUCGUCCUCGCUGUGGUAUUUUCCCUAACACAGAGCAAUAAUGGGAAAGGAGGAGAGCUCUGGUUACAGCAAGUACAACAGGAAGUUCAACAGUCACACUGUCCACCUGGUUUCUCCAGGUCUCCUCUCAUCCUGGUGUCCUUGGAUGGGUUCAGGGCGGAGUAUCUGAAAGAUCACAGCAGCCACCUUCCUAUCAUCAACAUGUUACGUAACAGUGGAACAACAACUCCAUACAUGAGGCCUGUUUAUCCCACAAAGACCUUUCCCAACCAUUACAGCAUUGUGACUGGUCUUUAUCCAGAGUCUCAUGGGAUUGUGGACAACAAGAUGUAUGACGUGACUCAAAAUGCUUUCUUCAGCUUGAAAACUGGAGAGAAAUUCAACCCAAAAUGGUACCAAGGAGAGCCAGUCUGGAUCACUGCCAUGCGUCAGAAACUGAAAGCAGCAACUUUCUUCUGGCCCGGCUCAGAUGUAAGAAUCAAUGGCACGUUCCCAGACUUCUACAAGUCUUAUGAUAAGAGCAUAAAAUUUGAGCAGAGGGUGUCAACAGUGUUUGAAUGGCUUAGUUUACCUCAGGGAGAAAGACCCGACUUCUACACUUUGUACCUGGAUGAACCUGACUCAGCAGGACAUUAUUAUGGGCCAGCAAGCAGUCAGGUUGUGGCGGCCUUGAAAAACGUGGACAGGAUUUUGGGCCUGCUGAUGGAUGGACUGACAGAGAGAGACCUGCACCACUGUGUUAACUUAAUAAUCAUAUCAGACCAUGGCAUGGAGGAGGCCUCCUGUGACAAGGCUUCAUAUGUGUCAAACUACCUCACCAACACUGACAGGUUUUCUGUCAUCCAAGGCCCGGCUGCUCGCAUCAGACCUAGCAGGCUCCCAGAGGAUUUCUUUUCCUUCGACUACGAGGGCCUGAUAAAGAACCUGUCGUGCAGGACCUCUGACCAGCCAAUGAGGCCGUACCUCAAAGAAAACCUCCCCAAAAGGAUGCACUUUGCUAACAACGAACGCAUAGAGAGAGGACACCUCUACAUGAAGCAAGGGUGGCAGGCUGCGCUUAACCGCAAGGAACUCAAGUACUGCACGGGUGGAUUCCACGGCUCAGAUAACCUCUUCACUAACAUGCAGGCGAUCUUCAUUGGCUACGGUCCAGGAUUUAAAGAAAACACCGUUGUGCCUCCUUUUGAAAAUAUUGAAGUGUAUAACCUCAUGUGUGAUCUCCUCAGUAUUCGCCCCGCUCCAAACAAUGGGACUCAUGGCAGUCUGAACCACCUUUUGAAGGAUCCCAUCCACCUGCCAGUUCACCCAGCUCAGCUCUCCCAUGCCGAUACUUGUGAGGCCAGUGACCCAGUCCCCACUGACGACCUGAAGUGCACUUGUUCAUCACAAACUAGGGCAGCGGAGACAGAUAUGAACAGAGUUCUCGUGACAACUAAUUUCAGUGUUAAAGCCAGCUUACGCCGCCUCCACCAUCCCUUUGGCACUCCUCGAGUUGUCCAACCAGAUGCCUCAUUUUGUCUUCUCCACCAGUCAGACUACCUCAACGGGUACAGCAAAGACCGCCUUAUGCCCCUGUGGGUGUCGUACACAAUCCAGCCUCUGACCAGAGUCCGACCCCUGAGCCCAGAAGCGGAGGAGUGUGUUCGUGCUGACGUACGCAUCCCACCGGCCAGCAGCCAGCUGUGUCUACGCUACAGAAAUGACCCCACUCUGUCCUUUGGCCUGCUGCAUCCCCCCAAUCUGAGUACCAGCGAACACGAGACAGACUCUCUAAUCACGAGCAACAUGGCACCAAUGUUCCCUGCAUUUAAAGAUGUUUGGACACAUGUCCAUGAAGUGCUGCUUCCAAAAUUAUCACAAGAGCUGAAUGGCGUCAACGUCAUGAGCGGGCCCAUAUUUGAUGAAAACUACGAUGGAAACGUUGAUGCACUCAAAGCAAUCUCAGGGAAUGAGGCUCCUAUCCCGACACAUUUCUUCGUGAUCUUGACCAGCUGUGGGAACUCGACCUUCGGCCCUGUUAACUGUGAGGGUCCGCUGCGGGCCAAGUCCUUCAUCCUGCCCCACAGACCCGACCACACUGAGAGCUGCGCUGAUGGGUCGGACUUGACGUGGGUGGAGGAUUGGCUGCAGUUCCACGCGGCUCGAGUCCGAGACAUCGAGCUCCUGAGUGGACUCAGCUUCUAUCACGACAGGUUAUCAGUGGAAGAGACGCUCCAGCUCAAGACGUUUCUACAGACUUCUUAAAGAGAGACCUAAUCAAACAAAGCUUUAAUUUCCAAAAGGAAGCCAUAUAGGUCUGCACAACAGGCCUCAGUCCACGUGGACACAUUAACAGGUGCCUCGCUUAAAAAAGUCCCAUCUGUUCUAAUCAAAUUGGUGCCUACAUGAAGCUCCAUCCAGGUUUUUUUUUUUAUGAUAAGUCUGAUUCCCUGAAUUGUCAAUGUGUGAAAGCCUUUUAUGUGUUUUUUAAUAUGUUUUUAUGAGCUGCGGAGCUCCGAACCAAAGAUGCUGUCACAUCUGCAGAGUUGCUCCAAAGUAUUUCCUCAGAUGGGAUCAAAAUAAAAGGGAAAGGAAACAUUUGUUGAUGAAAAAGGAUCUUUUUAUACUGCAGCUGCUUUUAUUGGAAGGGGCACUUGAAGAAACACAUGACAAUCUGGAAACAGUUGUGUCCGCUAGAAAAACACCCGACAUAAGAAUUUAAGAAAAGAAUAUAUUUUGUUGUUGAAAAAAGAAAAGUUUUACCUGCCA